Penicillium argentinense is the source of this 879-nucleotide messenger RNA. RefSeq lists its product as uncharacterized. Gene Ontology annotation, molecular function: actin filament binding. Lineage: Eukaryota; Fungi; Ascomycota; Eurotiomycetes; Eurotiales; Aspergillaceae. The record is from RefSeq and is a predicted model, not a curated record. Gene Ontology annotation, cellular component: cytoskeleton. The annotation marks the transcript as partial. The transcript has 3 exons.
AUGUCCCCCUGUGCCUCUCAAACCGUUGAAUGCCAGCCUGAGGCAACGAAACAGUCUCUCGAAGCCGUCGACGAGAAUACUGUCGAGCAAGCCCCCCAGGCCCUUGCCGUUGCCACAGGUGGCUACCUAUUCCCAGGGAUUCCCAAAAUAAGCGACCCUUACAAGAAGCGACAAUGGCAGCUCGAGCACAUGGCUGGUGCAUUUAGAGUGUUCGCUAGGAAGGGAUUCACAGAAGGAACAAGUGGACACAUCAGUGUUCGCGAUAAUAUUGAUACGAACACAUUCUGGAUUAAUCCUAUGGGAAAGCACUUCGGCAUGCUGAAAGCAAGUGACAUGGUGCAUAUCAACGAAGAAGGCCAGGUUAUCGGUGGCAACAAGGUUGCCAUCAACGCUGCUGGAUUCAUCAUCCACAGCGCUAUUCACCGUGCGCGUCCCGACGUCAACGCUGCAUGCCAUAUGCACUCGCCUGCCGGAAAGGCCUGGGCGACAUUUGGUCGGCCAGUUGAUAUCAUCAACCAAGAUUCUUGUAACUUCUACGGCACCCAGGCGGUAUACAAUGACUUUGGUGGUGUUGUCCUCGGCGCUGAAGAAGGGCAAAGGAUUGUGGAGGCCCUUGGAGAUAAGGGUAAGGUGAUGUUCCUACAGAACCAUGGUCUUCUGACUACUGGCGGGACUGUUGAUGAGGCUGCGUUCCUCUUCACUUGUCUUGAGCGCACCUGUGAGGUUCAGCUCGUGGUUGAAGCUACUGGACUUAAGAAGAACUUUAUCAGUGAGAAGGCAGCUAAACUUACCGCUGAGUCGAAUGCCGACCCUGAAGUACUUUACACCGAAUUUCAGCCAGAUUUCGAGUAUGAAAUAUGGAAGUCUAACGGGGAAUUG